AUGUUCAAAUCAACCCAAGCACUAUUCGGCGGUCUUCUCUGGAAGACCCCGUGGCGUCUCUCCUCCCCUCAGAAGGCACGACAGCGCAAGCGCCUGCGCAACGUGGAUCGGGUCGUCGACACCGUCAGUGCUGCACUCGAGCGCAAUGGCCAAACCUCCAAGGCUGUGACCCGGUGGUUUGCGGAGAUGCCGCGCGAGGAGGAAAUGCUGCCCAAGGACAAAUACACUCUCUUCGAUAAGAAGGAGAAGAGCUACCGGAAGAGCAUUCACAAGCUCCCCAAGUGGACUCGUGUCAGCCAACGUGUCAACCCUCCCGGUUUCUAA
Molecule: messenger RNA, 324 nt
Organism: Penicillium griseofulvum
Lineage: Eukaryota; Fungi; Ascomycota; Eurotiomycetes; Eurotiales; Aspergillaceae
Product: mitochondrial 54S ribosomal protein mL60
Exons: 3
Coding region: 1-324 (107 amino acids)
Cellular component (GO): mitochondrial large ribosomal subunit
Molecular function (GO): structural constituent of ribosome
Source: RefSeq, a predicted model, not a curated record